UCUCGUUGCACCUGAGUUGUUGACAGUUGUGCUAAGAAUACCAGACGCUGCUGUUAAAAAGAAAGAAAGUAGAUAGGGCUUGAACUGUGCUGCUUGCGGUUAUGGCUGAAGUUUUUGCGGGCCGCUUACUUGUAAAUAAAGACGGAGACCUGGUGGACCCUGAAGAGGCUCUCCGGAAUAAAGUAGUGGGUUUGUAUUUCUCCGCUGGCUGGUGCCCGCCUUGUCGAGACUUCACCCCGCUUCUGUGUGACUUCUAUACAGAGCUGGUGGAAGAAAGUGAACCUCCUGCUCAGUUCGAGAUAGUCUUUAUUUCAUCUGAUAAAUCCACUGAAGACAUGGUGGAAUAUUAUCAUGAAAUGCAUGGAGACUGGCUUUCUCUGCCCUGGAAUGACCAGUACAAACAUGAAUUGAAAAAGAGGUACAACAUCACAGCUGUCCCCAAGCUGGUGAUUGUGAAGGAGAAUGGGCAGGUGAUCACUGACAAAGGCCGGAAGCAGAUCCGAGAUCAAGGCCUGGCCUGCUUUAGGAGUUGGUUGGAGGUGGCUGAAAUCUUCCAAAACUUUAAAUGCUAGCUAGUGCAUUAGCUUGUUCGAAGGGCUGAUGAAGAAAUGUAGCAACUCGCACUUUAAGAGGGGGGCCAGAAGUUGGUUUAGAAACAAUGUUUUUAAUGCUUUUGCUACGUAUUUAUGCUCCUGUCUUUGUUCUUUUUAAUGUAUUCUCAGUUUUAGGAAAAAUAAUGACUGUGUGUUGUGUUGAAGAAUGAAGCUUUACUGCUACUCAGGGACCAUUUGUUGUGUCUAACACUGUCAUGGUGCUACACAUUCCCCAGCGUUUCAUUAAAGCACUGUGAUUUAAUCCUGAAA
Trichomycterus rosablanca is the source of this 863-nucleotide messenger RNA. RefSeq names its product nucleoredoxin like 2 (gene nxnl2). NCBI's taxonomy places the organism in Eukaryota, Metazoa, Chordata, Actinopteri, Siluriformes, Trichomycteridae. Gene Ontology annotation, biological process: photoreceptor cell maintenance; sensory perception of smell; visual perception. The transcript has 2 exons. Bases 102 to 572 code for a protein of 156 amino acids. The record is from RefSeq and is a predicted model, not a curated record.